UUUUGAAGCUUCUUUUGUUUCGGCAAACCUGACUUGGAGGCCGAAUAUGAACAUAAAAGUACUGGUGAGCAAAUGUCCUUCAAUUCCUGGGCUGUAAAGGUAGUGGGGCAAGGAUGAUUGGAUUAAAAUAAUGUACGUUAAGUAUAACUGGAAAUCACAAGCUUGAACUAUUUUGGAGUUCGGCGCCAUUAAGAAUGGAGAUGGGUGGUGGAUGGAAGUCUAUAGCACAAAUUUAUGAUAGACAACCAAACAUGGUUUCCAUUUGAUCGGCAGGUCAGGGAGACUUAGGUGAUCUUCAUUAUUUUCUUGGCAUUCAGACCAGUCAAAAUAAUAAAGUCCUCUUGCGUCUCGUACUACUUUGUCUCUCACUGAUGGCGAGCUCCUUGCAGAUUCCAUUGAGUAUUGCAGUAUGGUAGAUGCAUUACAGUAUUUAACUUUGACAAGACCUGGUAUUACUUAUGCAGUGAAUUUAAUUUCUCAAUUUAUGCAUGCUUCUCGUACCACUAACCUUCUUGCGGUCAAGAGAAUUUUCAAAUACUUGCAGAGUACCCUAGAUCAUGAUAUGUGGCUUAAACUCAUGCCUAAGGCCACAUGCAUUGUUGCAUACUCACAUGCUGAUUGGGCUGGUUGUUCAGAUAAUUCUCAUUUGACCACUAGCUUUGUUGUUUUCCUGGGGCCCAAUCUCGUGUCUUGGAAGUCCAAGAAGCAACAUACUGUCUUCAAAUCCUCUGCAGAAGCGGAGUAUCAUGGAAUUGCUUACACUAUUCAGGACACAUUGCAUAUUUGAUCUAUUCUGUCUGAGCUUGGGUUUGUUGUGACGACAUCUGUUUCAUCACUUCUGUGACAAUAUAUUUGAUUCUUACUUGACAACAAAUCCAGUUCAACAUACUCGGGGCAAGCAUAUCCAGAUUGAUUACCACUUUGUGCGUGAGCGUGUGACUCGUGGAGACCUGAUUGUCAAAUAUGUGCCUACUAGUCUUCAGAUGGCGGAUAUAUUUACUAAGAAUCUUUCUAGUCAGCAAUUUCAUUUUUUAAAAGACAACAUGUGCGUUGUAUCUUCCGCACAAUUUGAGGGGGUGUAAUAGCCUAAUAUUAAAUUAGGAAUAAUUAUUUUAGGUAAUUCUCUUAUAUUAUAAAUGUAACCGCCAAGACUCCUCUUAGGGUAUCAUUUCCCAUUAUUUCAC
Cuscuta europaea is the source of this 1184-nucleotide messenger RNA. Lineage: Eukaryota; Viridiplantae; Streptophyta; Magnoliopsida; Solanales; Convolvulaceae. The record is from the annotation of a GenBank genome assembly.